Hymenoscyphus albidus is the source of this 895-nucleotide messenger RNA. The record is from the annotation of a GenBank genome assembly. Lineage: Eukaryota; Fungi; Ascomycota; Leotiomycetes; Helotiales; Helotiaceae.
AUGCUCUCUCAAACCAGACUCUUCUUUCUCGUCGCCCCCGUCCUUCCCUAUCUCGCCUACGCAGGAAAUGACAACGUCAUUGAAAAUGAUAGCGCCAACAAAACAGGAGCCAUAACAUCCGCUUUCACUGACCCCCUAUCAAAUAUAACAUUCCAACGUUUCUUCGGCAAAAAAUCCACAUUCGCAUUCGGCAUCGCCCUCCCCACCAAUACGAAAACCGACUUCAUCGGCCAAAUGACAUUUCCCACACCCUCUGGAGACGGAUGGGGCGGCAUAGCUCUCGCGGGCGAUAUGGUUGGUCCUCUCCUGCUCGCUGCAUGGCCGGAUGGUGAGCAGGUCGUUAGUACGUUCCGUCAGGCUUCGAGCAAGUCUGAUAGUCCGCCUGUUCUUGGCGGGCCUUUUCAGAUCAAAGAGAUCAAGGAGGGUACGAAAAUCAAUAGUACUCAUAUGCAGUUUACAUUCUUGUGUCAGGGAUGUCUGGGUUUGAACGGGACGUUGGGGUUUGAGGCUCCCGACGCCGGUGGGAAUGUGAAGAUGGGGUGGGCGCUUGCUAGUAAGAGUGUGACGACUAAGGGGGACUCGGCUAGUGAGAUGCCUUUUCAUGAUAGUGGUAUGCCUCCUUUCUUCUUGAUGCUGGGUUUUGUGAAGGAUGACCAAGGGAUUCUGCGCUAAUUGUUGGCGAAUAGGUUUUGGUUUAUUCACUGCCCAACUCUCGCUAGCUAAAUCGCCUGACUUUGCGAAAUGGGCGGCGCUCGCUACUGGAGGUGGAAGUGCGGCUCCAGUUGUACCUCCUCCGGCUGGAUCCGCCACUCCUGCUUUUAAGAAACCUGUUCCCGUCGCUAGCCCUACGACGGCUACACGCCCGAAGAAAGGGGACAAGUAUGGAAGAUUGUGA